AUGCCUGUUCUCUCUCGUCGGAUGCCGGAUCUUCUUUGGUGGUUAGAUGUCCGCGGGAAGGUGGGUUCUCCCUGCCUGCAUGUGGGUUGUUCGUUUCAAUGGGCGAUACAAGAACGGCACCAAUACGGCAUUGGCAUUGCAUUGGCCAACCUGCCAGAAGGAGGAAAAUUCUACUAG
This is a messenger RNA of Purpureocillium lilacinum, 177 nucleotides long. The record is from RefSeq and is a predicted model, not a curated record. Lineage: Eukaryota; Fungi; Ascomycota; Sordariomycetes; Hypocreales; Ophiocordycipitaceae.